Spea bombifrons (plains spadefoot toad) is the source of this 2727-nucleotide messenger RNA. RefSeq names its product transforming growth factor alpha (gene TGFA). NCBI's taxonomy places the organism in Eukaryota, Metazoa, Chordata, Amphibia, Anura, Pelobatidae. The transcript is spliced from 6 exons. The coding region runs from base 500 to 982 and encodes 160 amino acids. Gene Ontology annotation, biological process: epidermal growth factor receptor signaling pathway; positive regulation of cell population proliferation; positive regulation of mitotic nuclear division. The record is from RefSeq and is a predicted model, not a curated record.
GCCCCAUUCAGUCUGCUAUUAUACAAGUGACCCGUGUGAUCAUUGACCUACUUCUCUCGCCUCGUUCUCAUUAAGAUAUUGUAAAGACGGUAAAGAUAGACCCCAGCGGGCGUUCUCGUGUGAUGAUGGAGAGUUUACUGCGAGAAGACUCAGCCUGAAGAAGAAGUCAAGCAAAGUACGAGAAGAUAACUAAGAGUCCGUUCCCUGGAAGGACGACUGCUGAGCGUUAAAGCGCCAGCCUUCACAAUACUUGUUUUCGCCGCCAGCUGCGAGCUGCCGCGCUGGCCCAUGGAGCAGGGUGCCUGUCCCUUUAAAGCCGGUGAGUGAACAGGCUGUGUGGGAAGAAGGUGAGUCAGUCCGAUUUCCGCCUGGAAAGUCAGAUCGGUAACCGGAACGUCAAAAGGGUCACUCUGUCACCUCCCCAGCCGAAGGGACUCGUCUGUCGCCGCCUCCGCCACUGGCUAUCAACGAGCAGCCGCCGCCGGGAGCGAAGGACAUCAUGCUGCUUUCACCUGCAAGGGACACCAUGCUGCUGAUCUUAGGUUUUCUGUUUGCUGCUUGCAAUGCUUUGGAGAACACAACAUCUUCUCAAAAUGAUCCUCCGGUGGCAGCCGCAGUCGUAUCUCACUUUAAUGAUUGCCCGGACUCCCAUACUCAUUUCUGCUUCCACGGGACCUGCAGGUUCCUGGUUCAGGAGGAUACACCUGCCUGCAUCUGCCAUCCUGGCUUUAUGGGGAGCCGCUGUGAAUACGCAGAUUUCUUGGCAGUUGUUUCUGCGAAUCAGAAGAAACAGACAAUCACAGCACUUGUGGUGGUCUCGGUUGUUGCGACCGUGGUGCUUAUUAUAACCUGCGUGUUAAUACAUUGUUGUAGGUUGAGAAAGCGGUGUGAAUGGUGUCGGGCUUUUUUCUGCCGACACGAGAAAUCGGGGGGAUUCCUGAACAGCGGAACUUCCUGCUGCAAAACUGAGACAGUGGUCUGAAAGAGGACAACAAUGCAUCCUGGCCAAAUCCACAGCACAUCGGCUGCAGAACAUCUUCUCAGACUAUCGUAUGCAAACAGGAUUCAUUGUUUUCUGCCCCGUACUGACGGACUGUUGGCCACAUCUUCCAAACAGGACAAAUACUGCAGACCAUACCUUUCCAAAGACAUGGGAACAAUAUGUAAUGUGCCAUGCACAGCGAGAAGCACGUGAGAAGGACAUAGCUUUGCUGCAAUAUAUACUUCAAAUAUAUUCGUAUUCUCUUGCACUCUGUGUGGAUUAUGGAGAAAGUCCAGCAUACGAGAGACUUGCGACCCGACACGUUGGGUUUAUUUUGUUACAGAAGCAUCUUUUUUUGAGAUAGAUUGUUGUCUUAAACUUCUAUUGCCAGAGAGGUCUACAACUUGUGGUUAAUGGAUGCAUUGCAGACCUGUCUGGCAGCAAAAUAGUAAAUAGAGAAGCAUAUACAUAUUAUUUUUAUUUUCAAGAUGGAAGACGUGUGGAUUGCAAAGGACCAUUUUAAUGCCAUGCUGCUCGCAUUUCGAUAACUCUAGACAGCCUGGUAAUGUCUAAGGUAACUUGUCAGGAGCCGCAUUUGGCCCUGAAAAAGAAGGACUUCUAUUUUGUGUUAUAUUUUUAACCAGAAAUUACCUAUAUAGUGCAUUUGUGUAAACUUUUUUUUUUUUCCUGAAAAUUCGGCCCCAUGCAACACUUUAACCCUUUCCGUAUUAGUUGAACUACUGUAAUGCCCCGCCCCCCAUGUUUUGACCUUCCCAUCCUAAUCGCUUGUUUAUUUUUAAUAUUAUGACCUUCCUUCCUGAAUGAUGGGUUAGUUGCUACUGUUGAGCAGUAAUGGAGUGUCUCAGGCUCUUGAUUUCUUUUUUUUUCACGUAGAAUACUGCUUAAAACAGCAGAUAUAGCAAACGUAUAAUGAUGGUUAGAGGAGACUGGUUCACUUAACCUGUCAUGUGCCAGAGAGGUAUGUGAUUCAUUCUUGUGCUCUUCUUAUCUAGGGAAAAUGUAUAGUGUUAAACCAUUGAAUGAGUGAGAACUGCGCCCUUUAAAUGUUUGAAUAGUGCGACCAUAAAAGUAUUCGCCUGUUGCCGGCACCUUGAAUACACAAACCAUGCUCUUGAUUCGUUAGUGGACAGGAAAGGGUUAAAUUGGGAGGUGCCAACAAGAUGCUUGUAUAGCUGCCUAAAAGUGUUUAUGGCUAGCUGAGCAUCAUGAGAGUUCUAGAUUCAUUAUAGAUAAAUAUAUACUUGUUUGUUACACGUGACCUAAAUAAACCAAGGGUGUGAUUAUGUCAUCAUGGUUUGGGAAUGCGAGAUGAAAUGUGUGUUAAGCGUUUGUUUUUAGUAAGCAAGCCUGAAAAGUAUUACGCUAGUUACAAAAGACACGGACGUUAAAUUGGGAUAGGCGUUGGUGGUCUGCGGUGGGCUACGGCACAUCAGUGCAGAAAACUGGCUAUGGAGAAAUUCCGUUCAAUAAGAAUGGCCAGAAGUGACUCCGUCUUUCUUUAACAGAAGUACACGGCCAUUGCUCCAUAAGAACAGAACAGAGGUUUGACCAGGGCCUGACUUGGGCCCUGGCACUUGGUCACGCAUGUGCCGCUGCGUCUUCAUACACGUGGUCACACUUCUUUUAUUUUUUUAAUUUGCAAAGUGUGUGGCCAUGUGUAUGCAGAACCCAAUCAACCAGUGGCCCACUGGGCAUUUGCCUGUUGUGCCAGUCCAGGCCUGGGU